AUGAAAGCAUUAUCAGCUUUAGAGGAUAUUCUGCAAUCAGCCAAUCAGAAGCAACUAGUCAAGACUGAGCUCUCCUCUAUAUGGAUAUACAGUAUGCUGCUUCUUCAGCUGCCAGCUCUCCUCUUUAUUGACCUCUGCCGAUACAAACCAGUCAUCGUGUUUCAGGGCCUGUGCCAAGUCAUCGUCUACGGCCUGCUGUGCUUUGCAUCCAGCUUCCAGGCCAUGAAGUGGCUUCAGGUUAUCUCAGCCAUGGUCACUACAUGUGAAAUUGCCAUCUAUUCAUAUGUAUGCAGUGUGGUGACUGUUGAUCAAUAUGGCAAGGCCUUUAUCUGCAGCAGAUGGUUUAACUUGCUGGGAUACACCAUAGGAGCUCUGGGUGGUCAGCUCAUGGUGUCAUAUGGCCACUUCUCCUACUACUGGCUGAACAUUAUUACCCUGGGAAGUGCAUCAGUGGCUUUUAUCAUCUCUAUUUUCUUGCCCAUGCUCAGCACAAAUUAUCCAUGUUCGGAAUGUUUAAAUGACCAGAUCAAGCGCAAAGACAGGAACAUCGUGCACUGCUGCUGUAAGGUGGUGGUCAAGUUCCUCAAGCAGCAGUGGUUGGACAUCUGUGAGAGCUAUUCUUACAACACCAUGAUCUGGUCUUUAUUGUGGUUACUUGUGACAGCUGGAUGCCACCAAGUGACAGACUCUUCCGAAAGGCUCUGGGAAAAGCUGCUGGAACACUCUGACAGCGUCUACCUGCUUAAUGGAGGUGUGGAAGCUGUAGCAGCUGUACUAGGGCUAAUUGCAUUCUUCGUGAUGGACCGCAUUAAGGUAGACUGGAGCUACUGGGGAGAGCUGGUUGUGUCUGCCCUGUGUGCAGUGGACUGUGCUGCCACACUAGCCAUGGCCAUCACAAGCAGCAUCUGGGUGGGCUAUGCUGGCUACAUUGUGUGUAAGACCACCUACAUGAUUAGCAACACAAUAGUAAUACUGAACAUCACUCUGAGUGUGACCAGGAGAAGAUAUGCGUUGGUGUUUGUGAUGAACAAGUUCAUAUCUCUGCUGCCGCAGGAACUUGUGUCUCUAGUGAUGACUUAUCUCAAUCUGGAGAUCUACAUCCAGUUUAUCAUCUACAGUUACUAUUUGGAUGUACUAACACUGAGUUUCGGCAUCAUCGCAGUCUUCAGAAUGGUUUCCAAAACUAAGAAAAGCAGAAGAAACCAGCAGACCACCAAUGACAGCGCAGGAUGUCCAUAA
Messenger RNA from Pseudophryne corroboree (corroboree frog), 1239 nucleotides. Its product is annotated as thiamine transporter 1-like. NCBI's taxonomy places the organism in Eukaryota, Metazoa, Chordata, Amphibia, Anura, Myobatrachidae. The record is from RefSeq and is a predicted model, not a curated record. Gene Ontology annotation, biological process: transmembrane transport; vitamin transport. The coding region runs from base 1 to 1239 and encodes 412 amino acids. Gene Ontology annotation, cellular component: plasma membrane. Gene Ontology annotation, molecular function: vitamin transmembrane transporter activity. The transcript has 5 exons.